GGUUGUGUUUAGAAGAGUCAGACACAAAAUAUAAUUCAUUAUGCGAAAAGAAUGCGCUCGAGAGGAGAAGUUAUAAGGAUGUUACAGUAGUUCUAAGCAGCUGUUUUAGCCUUUCCUUCCCUAAAUAAAGUAUGUACAUACAAUUAGUUCAAAAGUAUAUAUGGCUGACAUGACUUGGAGUGCUCCUAAAAUGUUUACAUUACUUUUGUUAGCAUUUUUAUUGGAUACUGAUCAUUAUGCAUGCCAGGGUACAACGAACGAACCAAAGUGGCUUGCAUUUACCAAUAAAGACUGGGGUGAAGUCUAUGAGCCAUCAACCACCGAAAAACAGCUUGAUCGAACAAAAAUUAAUUGCAUUUACGUUGGAUCAGAAAAAGGUUCAUCAUACAUGAAAUGUGAAAAAAACUAUUCUUGCUUUAGUCACAUUUCUUUUCUUGUUGUUAAGAAUAAAGUCACCAUCACGAAAAAAAGUCAGGGCUGUUGGCCAACAUUUUUACGUAAAAAAUCAGGAAAUUGCACUUCUUCUGCUUGCUUGAUUGAGGAUGUGGAAAGAUCUGGCAAUAAUACAAUUAAAUCACGGUUUUGUUGUUGUACUGGUUCCUUAUGUAAUGCUAAACUGCAGUUUAUUGAAAAGCAUGACACAACUACAUUGCCUACAACAUAUAAAGUAUUGGUUAGAAACGAUUCCAAACUCAUCCCAACGAUGGUGGUGUCUAGUAUAACCCUAGUGUUCAUUAUUGUCUGUCUCAUCGUAUUAUACUGUUGGAAACAGAAACAAAAGAGGAACACUAAUGCAAGGCUAUCACAAGCAUUUUACUACGGGCAGUAUCCAGCUCUAGAAAUAAAUAUAAUAGCCUCUCCUACCUUGGAUGGUAUAUUACAUGGAAACCUCAUUCACCAGGGCUGUCAUAGUGCUGUAAGACUAGGAACAUUUAAUGAUAAAACUGUCGCAGUCAAGGUUUUUCCGCCGAGAAGUAAACUUCAGUGGAAAAACGAGAAAGAAGUUUAUGGAAUACUGGGUCAACACCCGAAUAUAGCUGAGUUCAUCACUUGUGAUCAGAUUCAAGGUAACGAAAGCUUUGAAGGUGUUAUCAUGAUGUUGUAUUAUAAAGAAGGUUCCUUGUUAAAUUAUUUACGUCAGCGCACUCUCUCAUGGAAACAAAUGUUAAGAAUGACAUAUGAUGUGGUGAAUGGUUUAGCGUAUUUACAUGGGGAAAGCGAGAACACCCGUGAGGGUCAACUGAGACACGGCAUUGCUCAUCGCGACUUGAACAGCCGCAAUAUCUUGGUGAAAUCUGAUGGAACAUGCGUUUUAGCUGAUUUUGGUUUUGCAUUACAAUUAUCGGGACAUCCACCCGAAAAAUAUCCUUUGGUUGGUUCUCCCAGAUACAUGCCUCCAGAGGUACUGGAUGAUUCUUUGGUCCUAACUGAUUGGAUGUCAUCGAUGAAGCAAGUUGAUUGUUACGCUCUGGGUUUAGUGUUGUGGGAAUUGUGUCGUAGAUGUUAUGAUAUCUGCCAAGCAGAUGCAGACGUACCGGAUUGUAUGCUGCCGUACGAGGAAGAAUUGGGUACUGGACCUUCAUUACGAAGAGUUAAAUAUCACGUGUGUAGAAAAAGGCUAAGACCAAAAUUUCCUGUCCAGUGGCGAAAAGAUGACUAUUCCUUGUCCUACUUUAAGCUGAUUAUGCAAGAAUGUUGGGACCAAGAUGGAGAUGCGCGUCUCACAUCAUUGUGUGUUUUAAAUAGACUAAAACAACUGAUAGAUGCGUUGUCAACGGAAGAACUCGAGCGUAGAGAAACAUCUCUCGCACCAGAAACUUGUAUUUAUUUCGAUGAAGGUCGUGAAUUAAAUGAAGCGAUGCAGUCACUUCUGGUGAAACCAGAAUGCUUAGCGAGUGCUGACAUUGCGUAAUUUGUGUUGUAUAUUUUUUGUAGUUGUGUUGUUUUUGUUGUUUUUUAAACUUUAAUAUCAUUGAUGGUAAUUCCACUUCUCGUCUAGGUGGACAAAUUGCUUGCUCGCCUUUAGCUUCGUAUGUUUUCAUGUGUCGCCAUUCGUUAAUUUUGAAUAAAAGACGGAUAUAGCAAACUUGUGAAGAAGUUAUUACGCUGAGAAUUUUUUACAGUUGAGAAAUAAUUUGAGCGUCAAUCAAAACUAGUCAAGUUUAUUUUAACCGUGAAUGUUUUCUGCGUGCGAAGAGGUGCAUGUUAGGUGAUAUAAGUCUACUGCUGCAACGUGUAGUUGAUUUGUGUUUUUCAUUUGUUGUUGUUGUUGUUGUUUUUACUGCGCUCACAGUACUAAAAAUGAGUAUUUUGUAAAUUUUACUGUAUGUUUAGUGUUGGCUGUUUGUGCAGCUAAUAAAAUGUUUAAAACGCUGUGAAUUCCUUGCACAUACGUAUUUUGAAAGAAACUCUUUGAACGAUUUUUGAUGACACAAAUCGUCUGCGGUGGAGUUCUUUCUGCAGCAUUUAUGCUUGGUUUGUGGAUUAUACGUUGACAACGGGCAACCUUCCGGAUCCUCCUCCGUGGAUAUUAUGAUCAUAUUGAUCUGUGCUUGUUUUGUGUUUCAAAAAUGUUGAAAGAUAGAAUACAGAUAGCUAUUAAGAAUAGCUUUAUUUAGAUUUUAUCGAAUCACUUAAUCGUAGUUUUAGAAUUUUUUUGGCACUCUGUUCGGUUUUUUAUGUAAUAUUUUAAAAUUUGGUUCCAAACUGAAUUUUCCAACAUUGUGUUUUUUAAAAGUUUGGUGUUUUACUGCAGAAAUUUUGACCAUUUUUGUUUAAGUUAUUUCUUUUGAUAAAACAUAAACGAACUUUGUAUAUUCGUAUCUUAGUUUCACCAAGGAGCCUUGGCUUCACGUACUAAAAUAAUUUUUCAUGCUCGUGUGUCAUUUUAUACUGUUUUAUCUGUUACUGUAUCUGAUACUAGAUCACUUUCAGAUUGAUGAAGAUCAGAGGAAAAUAUUUUUUUCGCGAGUUAAUACUACGAAUGCACCAUUUUAACGCAAAUGCUUCACUCUUAGCACAUUAAUUUCUACCUUUGUUUUUAUUUGUUUUAGUACGGAGCUAAACGUAGAUAUGUAUUAAACACGCAAACUUUUAGAAUGGUGAAUUAGAAUUUGCUUUAUGAGGAAUAA
Molecule: messenger RNA, 3131 nt
Organism: Hydractinia symbiolongicarpus
Lineage: Eukaryota; Metazoa; Cnidaria; Hydrozoa; Anthoathecata; Hydractiniidae
Product: bone morphogenetic protein receptor type-2-like
Exons: 9
Coding region: 161-1912 (583 amino acids)
Biological process (GO): BMP signaling pathway; protein phosphorylation; cellular response to growth factor stimulus
Cellular component (GO): signaling receptor complex; plasma membrane
Molecular function (GO): ATP binding; transforming growth factor beta receptor activity
Source: RefSeq, a predicted model, not a curated record